Messenger RNA from Brenthis ino (lesser marbled fritillary), 897 nucleotides. Lineage: Eukaryota; Metazoa; Arthropoda; Insecta; Lepidoptera; Nymphalidae. The record is from the annotation of a GenBank genome assembly.
AUGAGUUCACCACCAGUUUGGAAAGAAAACCCUUUGGACCAGAGAAGAAAUGGCUUCUUCUAUACUAUCUUUUAUACACUUCUUGCCAUGUGUAGUAACAGUAAAAAAUAUGAUUUAAGAACUCUCAAAAAAAACACAGAAAAGAAAAAGAUAUCUCGAAAUGAAGAAGACACUCGGUUGAUUUCUUUUAACAGCCAGACAACACCACUUGAUCAAGAUCUAGCAAUAUUAGCUCGCUUCACUUCAAACGCACAGCUUUGUCGGCGUCCGACGCCGAGUGUUUCUCGCUGUGCCUGGGAGCCGGGCCUCUGUGGUGGUCCUGAUGUCCCUGCUCAUGGCUCAGCACCACCCGGAGGGGUGAGAAGCGGGGCUUCGGGCCCCGCAACAUCAUCAGCCACCACACACGACGACAACCGUGACUUGUUGAGCGCCCUUCUGUGGGGUAGCGCUAGUUCUCUGAGCAGCAGCGCCGAGAGUCUCACUUCUGAUUCCGUGAACUCUACUCAUCCAGCUCUUCAACCCUCUGCUCGGGAAGCGGUUAUAAACAAGAUCUUGGAACGCAAGGACAAGCAACCAGUUAAGAUCGAUCUAAAAAUUUUCCUCACGGAAAAUGUUAUCACUCGCUGGGAAGCUGUGGUCAAGGGCAGUACCAUCUAUCUUCGCAUGCCCGGAGUACUGCAGUCUGGUAGCAAGGAAAGCUUCAUACUGUUGCUUGACUUUGCCGAAGAGAAACUCGGAUGUACUAACUGCAUCAUUUGCGUUCUAAAAAGCCGCUCCGACCGCGCGACUGUGCUUCGCACUUUCAUGUUCAUGGGGUUCCAGAUGUUGCCACCGACCUCGCCCCUGAUGCAAGAUAUAAACAACCCUGAAUACAUGUUCUUGCAUUACAACAUGGAG